Messenger RNA from Saxophila tyrrhenica, 384 nucleotides. RefSeq lists its product as uncharacterized. Lineage: Eukaryota; Fungi; Ascomycota; Dothideomycetes; Mycosphaerellales; Extremaceae. The record is from RefSeq and is a predicted model, not a curated record. The transcript has a single exon. Bases 1 to 384 code for a protein of 127 amino acids.
AUGGCGCCUCCACCAGACCAGCCAUGCUACCUCCUCAAGAAGCUCCCGGCAGAACUACGCAACGAGAUCUGGACACUGGCUCUCGCCUCUCAAACCGAGCACGACGAUUCUUCAAACGAUUUAUGGGUCACAGAACGACCAAAUGCACCCAUCUCGAGACGACAACCACCCAUCACGCUCACCUGUCGCCAAAUCCGUGACGAAGCUCUGCCAUUCUUCUACGCCACCGGCCAAUUCGUAGCAUCCGGUUACAUCGAAGGAGUCAUCCACCGCCUCGAGAGAUGGCUCAUCGUGAUUGGGGACGUGCACCAUCUCGAACAGCUCACCAUCGCGACGAGCCUCACGGAAUAUCACCACGACCUGCCAGUUCUUGUGGAGAUCUAA